Symbiodinium natans is the source of this 561-nucleotide messenger RNA. NCBI's taxonomy places the organism in Eukaryota, Dinophyceae, Suessiales, Symbiodiniaceae. The record is from the annotation of a GenBank genome assembly.
AUGCCCUCGGCCCGCAUCAGCCCUGACACUGUGACAUUCAACACCCUGAUUAGUUCCUGCGCCAGAGCUCGGCAAUGGCAGGCGGCCGUGUCGCUCUCCUCCAGCAUGGAGCCGGCCCGGGUCGACAAGGAUGCAAUCAGCUACAACUCCACCAUCAGCGCUUUUGAGCGUGGUGGCCUGUGGCAGGCAGCUCUACAGCUCUUGGCUAACAUGGCGGUGUCAAGGACGGGGCCAGACGAGAUCAGCUACAACUCGACCAUCAGCGUCUGCAAAGUAGCUGGUCAGUGGCAGCUGGCUGUGGAGCUCUUGUCCAGGAUGCCUGCAGCCCGCCUCCGGUCCGAUGAGAUCAGCUUCAGCACCGCCAUCGACGCGUGCGAGCGCGCCGGGCAGUGGGAGCUGGCCCUGCAGCUCUGGGCCGAUCUGGUGGAAGCAAGCAUCCGGAAGGAUGCGAUAAGCGUCAGUGCCACCAUGAACGCCUGCGCAAAGGCCGGGCGCUGGCGUGCGGCCCUGCACCUCUUAUGGGCCGCGGACGCCUUGCCGGAUGGGCGAAGGGGUUCGUAA